AUGAAGUAUUACCUUAUAGGCGCACAGAGACGUUCAGCAGUAGACGGUUACUCUCGGAAUGACGAUUUGUCUAGUGCGUAUUCUGUAUUUAUGUCGUUAUCGUCGUUCGUCGUCCGACUUUUAUGCCGCGGCAGCGAAUCGGGAGUGGGGACACAAGCGACUCGCUCUAACAAUUGCGUCGCGCCGCCGGUUUCCGAUCUAAUAUUAUUUGGUACCUACAGUUGUGCAAGAAAUUCUCGAAUGCGCGGUACGAGUAAUAUGAAAAUUCUUUCGGCAGAAAGAAAAAAAUAUUUUAUAUAAUGCGGAAUGUUUACAGGGCUUUCAUAUUAUAAUAUAAAUUUCAAUUUGCAAUACAAAUUAAAAUAACAUGUUUAACAAAACUGUAAAACAUCGAUAUUGCUACGUUUAUUAUUUUUUUUUUAAUCAUCUAAGCCACACCUAAACUACCACUUAUGUAUUCAUCCAUUAUCAUGUCUUCUCUCGUUGACUUAGGUUAGAUCAAGUAUUCUUAGGUAUAUUGGGAGAACAAAAUAACACCAAGUAUCAAUGCUUUUACUAUGGGUGGUGGGUUACCCCAUUAGACCGAUGUGGGACUCAUAUUUUGAUAAAACACUGAUUAUGAUGUGACGAAAUAAUGAAAUAUGAGACUGGUAUAUGAUAGUAGUGCAAUGCUGUAAUGGACUCUAGAAAGAAAGAAAUGGAGAGGCUUACUAGUGGCAUCCCAGGUCCUGAAUGGACCGUUAAACUGUUAAAAGAAGAAGUAAACAGUAUAAUCAGGAAUCUAAACAGAAUAGUUUAAAAUAUGUCAAUGUUAACAUUUAUUAUAAAUGUUAUUUGUACCUAUAUAGUAGGUAUAUAAUUAAAUUUGAAUGAUAAGAUUCAUAUAUAAAUAAUUAACUAUAAGAGGAAUCAGUUAAGCACUGACCCACUAGUUCAAAUACUAACAAAAUGUUCAAAUUUAAUUCAAUACCUUGUAUUCAAUAAUCAAAAUUAUUUGAAUUAUACAAAAACUUCAUUAAAAAAAAAACUGUUUCACUUUUAUCCACACAUAUUCUGUGUUUAUCAGUCCCACAUCGGCUAGUAAUAUUUUUGUCAACCAAACCGCGUUUUGUUAGAUUUUUUAUUCAAUAAUUUAUUGGAAAUCGAAAAAAAUAUUUUUAAGUACCGCAAGACGAACAUUGUGUAAAAUAUGGAGUAUUUUUACUAACAAAAAGUGUUUUUCGAAAAAAAGAUUAUAGUUUCUUCGCUAUACAUUACAAAAAUUUGGUACAUACUUUUAGUUUUAAAAAUAAUCUCAAAUUUCGGGGGGGGAGGCACCACUGCUAACCACUGCUGGAUAUAAAUAAGUGCUAAACAUACUCAUUAUAUGAAUAUAUAUAAGAGUAUUAUAUAUUAAUGAGAAGCAAAUUGUGGUAUUUUUUUAAGCCUAAUGAAAAUAAUAAGUCAUUACAACCCUAUUUUAUUAGUUCACAUAAAACACAUUAUAGAUAGUAAUAAGCCAACCAUUAGUUAUUUUUCUCGUAAAAUUAAAAAGUGAAUAAUGUAUGAUGGGUCAACAAGUAAUACGAACUUUACUUAAAUAAAUCAAAAAAUCAGAAUACUUCUCAAUUCUUUUUUAUUGUUAUCCCAAUAAAUUUCACCGAGAACAAUAGUCACAAUCAGGUAUAUCGACAUUUCUAAUGGAGAAAUUAUUGUCAAAGAAUCAUUUUUUGAUUUUAUAUAUACUAACAAAAAAUCAGGAUUAGGGCUUUCUUAUGAAAUAUUAAAUACAUUUUAAGAAAUAAUGGACUUGAUAUAAUGAAUUUUAGAGGAAAAUGCUAUGUCAAUGACGCAAAUAUGGCCGGAAAUAAUAAUGGUGUACAAUUACAUAUUUUACGUGUAAAUGAACUAGGAACAUUUUUAACAAGUUCAGCUCUUAGCCUAAAUCUAGUAGGUGUUCAUGCUGUAGAAGUUUCACCUAUAAUGAUAACAUUUUUUGGCUUAAUUCAAAAUAUAUACUAAAUUUUUUCUGGGUCGACAACUAGAUGGGAACUCUUAAUGAAAACUAUGAAAAUUACUUUAAAAUCUCAUUGUGAUACACGUUGGAGUACAAGAAAACAAGCAGUGAAUGCUCUAAAAUUAAAUUUUAAACACGUUUUUGAUAUACUAAAUCUUAUGGCGACCAACACUAAAAAUUUUAAUAAAAACGCAACAAUAUCUACUCAACAUAUUCUAAAACAAAUAAAUUUUAAGUUUUUAUGCCUACUUCAUUUUUGGGAUUCUAUAUUAGGGCAGAUUAACAAAGUAAAUUUAUCUUUACAAAAUCAAACCAUGGAUGUGGCUACGAAAAGCUUAGAAGGUUCAAUCGAAUGCAUUUAAAUCUACGAGAAAAUGGUUUUGAAAAUGCAUUGAAUGAAGCUAAAAAAAUGCACUUUUAAUAAAUAUAACCACUGAUUUUCUAACUACCAGAAAAACGCAAAAAAAAUGACUUAGAGUUAGAUGAAACAAAAACUAAUGAAACUAGUGAAACUAUUGUGAAGCUACAAUGAUAUCAAUUUUUAGAUUAUAAUAUUACCAUUAUAAAAUGGAGAUUUGAAAAACUGUCUAAUAUAUCUUCAUAUUUCUCAUUUUUGUGUGGUCGAAAUUUUUCCAAUAUAGAAAUUUAUAAUAUGAAUAAAUGGUCAGAGGAUUUAGCGUUGUUAUACAGUGCUGAUUUAAAUGGUGAUAAGUUAUUAAUUGAAGUUCAAAGUUUCCAGUUUCAAGAUGUCUACCGGAAUUUUGAAGUGGAAUUAAGAAUUUUUUUAACAAUGCCCGUUAUUACAGCUACUUGCGAGAGAAGUUUUACCAAAUUAAAGGUCAUAAAAAAUUAUCUCCAUUCCACCAUGGGUCAAAAACGUCUAUAAAAUUUAGCCAUACCUUCAAUUGAAUAAGAAAUUACAUCUAAGAUGGACUACACUUCAAUUAUCGAAAAAUUUGCUUCCAAAAAAGCCAGAGAAUUUAAUAUUUUUUAAUUUUGUUGUACUAAAUUAUACUUAAUUUGCAGACAGUAUUAUUUAUUUGUAUUAUUUUAUUUACAUUUUUUAUAUAAUUUGUAUUUAUGUUGUACUAUCUUUUAGAAUUUGUCAUUAAAGUCAUACCAAAGUAGGUGAUACAAAUCAAUUAAUUUCGCUAUUAUUAUCUUUAUUUUGAAUUUGAAACAUUCUUAAACUUUUGUUAUUCCAACUAUUAAAAUAAUAAACUUAAGCUUUAAAGUAAACAUUGAUCAUGAUUAUAAAUAAAUAAACAAAAAAACAUUUUUUGUGUUUAUGGGGAGGGGCGCAAAUUUUUGUUUUGCCAGAAGCGCCAAUAUUGAUCAGCCCGGCUCUGCUUACGAAUAACAAAAUUUAUAAAAUAAAGUUGUUCUUACUUCUUACAAAUUAUUGUGAUAAGCUAUUGACUAACACGUGCGUAUGUUUAUGUUCUCAGGUUAACGGAUUACGGUUCGGCCGAUUACAACGGCGUCAUGUAUAUAUAUUCGGCGGGACUCGGCGGCGACGGUGCCCAAAUCGUUGAUGGUGGUGGCGCUUUUCAUUACACUCAACAACAGCUGCACCAACAGUCGCAGCAACAGCAACCGCAUUGCCAGCAACACCAACAACAACAACAACAUCAACGACUUCACCAGCAUCACCUCCAACAACCACAGCAACAACAGAUAUCACCGCCGGCCAGUCCGCUGGACGAAAGAGACGGCGGUGGCGGCGUCAACGCCAUCCCUGCAGAAUCAACGUUGUUGGCACACAAGCUGCUGUCCAACAAACUGCAAGCGACGGUUGCAGCCACUGCGUUCACGGCUACCAUGAUGACGCCACCAUCAUCACCACCCGAAGAUGGAGUCAAGAAGUCGGUGGGUGCCACCGCCGCCGCAUCUGCCCCGCUAACCAAUCGACCGCCGGUGAAACGUGGAGGGACCGGCGAUCGACGAGUCCAGCGUGCGAAAAAGACAUCGGCCAACCACUCGUGUGGGCACCCAGGAUGUGGCAAGACUUACACAAAGAGUUCGCACCUUAAGGCGCAUCUGAGGACGCACACGGGUGAGAAACCGUACCAAUGCUACUGGAACGGGUGUGGUUGGAAGUUCGCAAGGUCCGACGAGCUGACCCGGCACUUCCGCAAGCACACCGGUGACAGACCGUUCAAGUGCAGGUUGUGCGACCGCGCCUUUUCCCGGUCCGAUCACCUGUCGCUGCACAUGAAGCGACACAACGUCUGA
Messenger RNA from Cinara cedri, 4231 nucleotides. The record is from the annotation of a GenBank genome assembly. NCBI's taxonomy places the organism in Eukaryota, Metazoa, Arthropoda, Insecta, Hemiptera, Aphididae.